CGGAUACCUGUUUAGCAGGUACAGCGUUUGAAUUAUCUCUGUUUUAUAAAAUCCAGUUGAGCGGCUGUACCCCAGUUGAGUGGCAAUCACCAACGUAAACAUUUUGUGUCACAUGAAAAAUUAUUACGUUUUUUUCUAUACUGUUAUCAACGGAAUUUAUAAAUACACAUCAGUAUUUCAUAACGGAACUCUUUUGAUGAAUAUGACUGAUUCCUUUUGUACAUCUAGAUAAAUAGUUUAAUCAGUGGAAACAGGAUUUUAUCAGUAGAAGCGUUCAACGGGGACAUUUCAGUUGUGAAUUUUACUCCGAUUAUGAAGUGAAGAUAAACCAAAAACUCAAGUGUGAAUUCUCAAACCAACAAUGAUAUUCCUGAAAUGGCAAAAGAAACCCUAUAUUUAAAAUUUUUGCUUUUGACUUCGGUUGUUGCUCUUGCAUGUUUUAUUCUCACAAUUGUAAACGAUUUGCGAUAUCCUAAUAUUGACGUACAGCAUAACAAACAGCAUAUAAAUAGUCGGUUGAUGUUAUGGAAAAUCGACAAAGAACCAAGAGAACAUCAUCACCCAGUUUAUAAAAGAAAAAUAUUGUCUAAAACGACCUAUCCUAUCGUGGUAUCCAGACCGUACAAAAUAAACAAUAAGGAUAUUUGCUCUGGUGUCGAUAAAGUUUCUUGUAUAGUCAUGGUACACACUGCGCCAAAGCAUUUCGAAAGGAGAAUCCGAAUGCGAGCAACAUGGCUGAACUCAACACACUACAGUCCCGAGAGUGUCCGAGUAGUUUUUCUAUUGGGGUUAGUAGCUGAUCCGAUUUUACAAACAAAAUUAGAACACGAAAGUAAAAUUUAUAAAGAUAUAGUGCAAGGAUAUUUCAUAGAUUCCUACAGAAAUUUGACAAAUAAAGGUGUAAUGGGAUAUAAAUGGAUUACUGAACAUUGUAGAAACGCAGAAUUUGUUGCAAAAAUUGAUGAUGACGCUUUUAUAAACUUCUUUAAAUUAUUUGAAGAGAUGUCUUAUUUAAAGGAAAAGAAGAAAUAUAUCAAAUGUAAUAAAAUUUCUAAAGGUUCAAUGAAAAUUAUACGAGAAAAUGACAGCAAGUGGUUUGUUCAAAAUGAUGAAUUCAAAGACAUGAAAAGAUAUCCACACACGUACUGCAGCGGCUUUACGGUGUUUCUGUCAACAGACUUAGUGCCAAUGCUAUAUCAUGCAGCCAUUGGGUCGCCAUUUUUCUGGGUUGACGAUUUUUAUUUAUUCGGAUUACUUCCGUCCAAAGUUCAGGGUGUUAUACAUGAUGGCCUUCGACCAAACUUGACGUUGAGAUUUCCAGAAGGUUUUAAUUGUUAUCAAGAACAGGGUAAAAAAUGUCAGUAUGUUGUGAUGCCAGCUAAAGACAAAGAAAUUUACAGAAUGUGGACAGCUGUUAUCAGAGAUAGAACGCAGAGUAUUUAUGGCAAUUACUACAUGAACUUGCCAUCUAAUAAAGAAAAUGUUCGUCGUUUAUAUUGAAUGUGAUAUUUAUUUAAUUUUAUUGAUAUUUUUAGUUAAAUUUUUAUAUAAAACAAUUCAAAAUUGA
Molecule: messenger RNA, 1567 nt
Organism: Mytilus californianus (California mussel)
Lineage: Eukaryota; Metazoa; Mollusca; Bivalvia; Mytilida; Mytilidae
Product: beta-1,3-galactosyltransferase 1-like
Exons: 3
Coding region: 376-1500 (374 amino acids)
Cellular component (GO): membrane
Molecular function (GO): hexosyltransferase activity
Source: RefSeq, a predicted model, not a curated record